This is a messenger RNA of Dichotomopilus funicola, 3000 nucleotides long. Its product is annotated as pyruvate kinase. Gene Ontology annotation, cellular component: cytoplasm. Gene Ontology annotation, biological process: glycolytic process. The record is from RefSeq and is a predicted model, not a curated record. The coding region runs from base 1 to 3000 and encodes 999 amino acids. Gene Ontology annotation, molecular function: potassium ion binding; pyruvate kinase activity; magnesium ion binding. NCBI's taxonomy places the organism in Eukaryota, Fungi, Ascomycota, Sordariomycetes, Sordariales, Chaetomiaceae. The transcript is spliced from 8 exons.
AUGGCGACCGCUUUGGACCAUCUCCAGCUCGGCGGCAAGAUCGAAUGGUUGUCGCAGCUCGACACGGCGUACCAGCCGGAGCGCAACCUGCGCCGAACAUCCAUCAUUUGCACCAUUGGUCCCAAGACCAACUCGGUUGAGGCUAUCAACAAGCUGCGUGAGGCUGGUCUCAACGUGGUGCGCAUGAACUUCUCCCACGGCAGCUACGAUGUCAGGUAUGUCGACUACAAGAACAUCACCAAGGUGAUUGAACCUGGCCGUAUCAUCUACGUCGACGACGGUGUAUUGGCGUUUGAUGUUCUCGAAAUCGUGGACGCGCAGAACAUCAAGGCGCGGGCGCGGAACAACGGGUUUAUCUCGUCCCGCAAGGGCGUCAACCUUCCCAACACAGAUGUCGACCUCCCGGCUCUCUCCGAGAAGGACAAGAAUGACCUUCGGUUUGGUGUGAAGAACAACGUCGACAUGAUCUUUGCUUCUUUCAUCCGCAGGGGUCAGGACAUCAAGGAUAUCCGCGAGAUUCUUGGAGAGCAGGGCCGCCACAUCCAGAUCAUCGCUAAGAUUGAGAACCGCCAGGGUCUGAACAACUUCCCCGAGAUUCUCGCCGAGACUGACGGUGUGAUGGUUGCCCGUGGUGACCUGGGUAUUGAGAUUCCCGCCGCUGAGGUGUUCGCGGCCCAGAAGAAGAUCAUUGCCAUGUGCAACAUUGCCGGCAAGCCCGUCAUCUGCGCCACCCAGAUGCUCGAGUCCAUGAUCAAGAACCCCAGGCCGACCAGGGCUGAGAUCAGCGACGUUGGUAACGCCGUUACCGAUGGUGCUGACUGUGUCAUGCUUUCCGGCGAGACGGCUAAGGGUAGCUACCCCAACGAAGCCGUCCGUGAGAUGAGCGAGGCCUGCCUUAAGGCUGAGAACUCGAUCCCGUACGUGAGCCAUUUCGAGGAGCUUACCACCCUCGCGAGGCGGCCGGUCCCUAUUGUGGAGUCGUGCGCCAUGGCUUCCGUUCGUGCCUCUCUGGAUCUCAACGCUUCGGCUAUCUUUGUGCUCUCCACCUCGGGCGAGUCGGCCCGCCUGAUCUCCAAGUAUCGCCCCGUGUGCCCGAUCAUCAUGAUCACUCGCAACCCGUCUUCCUCUCGCUACGGCCACCUCUACCGUGGUGUCUACCCCUUCCUUUUCCCCGAGGCCAAGCCCGACUUCACCAAGGUCAACUGGCAGGAGGAUGUCGACCGCCGCAUCAAGUGGGGUCUUAGCCACGCCAUUGACCUCGGUAUUUUGACCGAGGGUGAGACCGUUGUCGUCGUCCAAGGCUGGAAGGGCGGCAUGGGCAACACCAACACUCUGCGGAUUGUCAAGGCUGACGUCGAGCACCUCGGCAUCGGCCAGCUGGAGUUCAUGUCUAAAUCAUCUUACCUACCACGAUUAGGGUUCUCUCGUGGAGACGACCACAUCCUUCCGCUACACCAUCGAACGAGUCCCCCGAUCCGAAAGAAGCCGAGCGAAUAUGCCCUAACCGACCUUUCACCGCAGCCCGACGAGUCUACUGCUCCCUCGGCUAGAAACAGUCACAAGCGUAGCCCUUCGCCAUCCGCAAGAUACCGAGCUGGACCGGGCAGCGACCUAGGGCAACACAAGCCAAAAACACAACGGGUCCUCUUCGCAGGUCCACCCCCACCAAUUGCCAGUUCACAGAUGCUAUACCGCGACGAGGAGGAGAGGGUCACGUACCCCGCGGCAUCGAGCCACAACGGGGCAUCUUCCCUGGCCCAAAACAUUGGCAGCGUUCUUUUUGAUCGCAAUCCAACCUCACCCAACCGCCGCCGGUCCAGAGACCAUGACCCGGAACAACAGGCGAUCUGGCUCAACUUACAACGUCGCGAACAAGCCCUCCAAAAAGACCUACAGCGCCUCCUCGACGCCCAGUCCGUUGGGCUGGCUGCAAACCUCGACCCAACCAUCGAACAAACCCCCUCUGAAACGAGCGACGUCACAACGCGAAGCGCCACUCCAACGAGCACUAGCACAUUCCGCACCGAUCGCUCCCGACGACAUGUUGCAUUUGCGACUAGCACCACUUCCUCGGGCACGAUCGUACCGGUCCGCCAACCGCGAUCUAAGCCACUCUCGCUCCAGGGCAAGCUGGGUGGAUUGCUGGAGAAGCCCGGGGUGAAGCCUUUAGAUGCGGAGUUCUUUGCACAUGUUGGGAGCGAAUCCCCUGGCGGUGUGGAGUUUAUCAAGUUACGACCAGAGCGGCGGACGGUGGAGAUGGCGAGGGACUGGUGGGAAGGGGAAUCGCGUCUUCUAGAGAAGAGGAGGCAGGAAGUAGAAAAGGAGAGAGCAGCGCUGGAGGAAGGCGUAGCAGUGUGGAAGGACGCCGUGGCGCUUGUGUCGGGCUUCGAAACGGACCUGCGAAAGGAGAUAGAUGGUGACGCCGAUGAAACGGCUUCCAAAGGGAAGGGACGGGAAGGCGAGACGGUGUCCGAGGCAGAUCUCACACACACGAUGCGUGCUCAACUCGACAAGAUGCGAGCGGUUAUGGACGGUCUCGGAGAACGACUACACGUUGCCGAAGAGCACGGAUGGAAUCUCCUGAUAUGCGCGAUCGGCGCUGAACUGGAAGCCUUCCGGCAAGCUAAGGACAUGCUCCGAGACGCGUUACGCGGCUCAGGCGUAGACGUCGAAAGCGAUGAUGAUGAAGACCAUCGUCGCGGCGACUCGACGCCACACGCCGAUCGAUCUGCCAUAUUGCGAGACUCGAGUCACCUACGCAUGGACAAGGCCGAACCCAGUGGUGGUGGUCGGUUAGUCGACGUUCAUGAUGAGCGGGCGCCGGAGAGGCCGGCCUCAGAGAGCGACAACGAAGUACCCCCUGACUUGCUUGUUGCACCGGAGGAGGAGCGGGAGUUGUCGAGUCCGGCUCUGAGCAGGGAGAGCAGUAAUGACGUGCCGUCGGAGUUUCUGAGAGAGCAUAGCCCGCAGAGGGGGUAUGGUGGGUUUGGGGUGCCGUAA